This is a messenger RNA of Aricia agestis (brown argus), 1858 nucleotides long. RefSeq names its product O-acyltransferase like protein-like. The transcript is spliced from 11 exons. The record is from RefSeq and is a predicted model, not a curated record. Gene Ontology annotation, molecular function: acyltransferase activity, transferring groups other than amino-acyl groups. NCBI's taxonomy places the organism in Eukaryota, Metazoa, Arthropoda, Insecta, Lepidoptera, Lycaenidae. Bases 58 to 1653 code for a protein of 531 amino acids.
GUGGGCACGUUCCGUCUGACUGCGGACCGGCAGGCGCCGUCCUACCGCUAUUACCGCAUGAUCGAGAAUUACUCAUCCAAUCCACACCACUUCAACCGCACGCUACUGCAUCGCAGCUACUGCGUCAGCAGCCGCUGCUCCUCCACCAGCUCCAACGCCACUCAACGCUUCCUCAGCUGCGUGAGAGAGUAUGAGAAGGACCUGGGAAUGGAGAUCUCUCUCCAGUCUCACCACUGCGACAGAGGCAAAACUGCAGCGGGAACCACGUACAACGAUAAAGUAUUCAUCUGGGUCUUUCUACUUCUUUUAGCACUGAAUAUGCUUGGAACUCUGUAUGAUGUUGUUACGGAGGGGGAAAAUAAGUUGCUAUUGGCGUGGUCCAUACGGUCAAACUGGCAGGAAAUAACUUUUGCGCGUGAAGUCGUGAGCUCUCAGCGAAUGAAGCUAGCACCUAUACAAGGAUUGAGGAUGAUCAUGAUGAUUUUAGUCAUCAUCGUUCACGCGUUCAUAACCUCUCACCAUAUGUUUAUAUCCAACCCUGAUUAUAUUGAAAAGCUGGAAUAUCAACCCUCAAUGAUAUUUGCCAAAAACGGCGCUCCAAUAGUUCAGACGUUCGUUGUGCUGUCAACGUUCUUCAUGGCCUACAGUAUUCUAUCCAAAAAUAAGGACCUGAGUUACGGAAGUCUCCCUAAAAACACACUGCGCAGAAUGGCGAGAAUACUACCAGUUCAUCUUGUGGUGGUGGGGUUCGCGGCGACGUGGUGGCGCUACACCGGCGACGGGCCGCUGUGGCCGAACCUGGUGCUGCAGGAGAGCGACGUCUGCCGCCGCAAGUUCCUCUGGCACGCGCUGUUCCUGCACAACCUCGUCGACAACGACAACCACUGCUUGGUUCAAACCUGGUUUCUGGCUGUGGAUUUUCAAUUGCACAUCGUAGCAUCUCUCAUCUUGAUUACCCUGUCGAAGAUUACAUGGCGACCGGUGCCUACGUUGAGUGCCAUGUGCCUUCUAGCAUGUCUCGUAAACGGAAUACUUAUCUACUAUAAUCAGUGGGAGUCGUUCCUCGCAAUAAUUUUGCCAAAGAACAAUCGCGUGACCUUCACCAAUUCAGCGUCGUUCCGCGACUACUACCAGACCCCGUGGGGCAGCCUGCCCGCCUGUCUGAUGGGACUCAUCCUGGCGCACGUCUACAAUCACCUCAGAAAACAUAACAUCAACCUCAACAAUAAUAGGGUGUUCACGUGGUUAUAUCACGUGAUGCUGCCGCUAGUGGUGGCGUGGGCGGUGGCCGACGCCGUCCACUUCGGCCGGUCCUCGGUGCUCACCACCAACGCGUACAUAGAGCGGCCCGUCUACGCCUUCCUGUCUUGUGUCCUUAUACUAGGCAUCAUCAUCAACGCUGAGAGUAUGGUGUCUCGGUUGCUGGCGUGGCGCGGCUGGCACCUGCUGGCCAGCCUCAACCUGAGCGUGCUGGUGCUUCACUGGUGCGUCAACAAGACCCUAGUCGCCAACCGGCGCAGUCUCAUGGAGUUCAGCAUACGAAAGUCGGCGAUGGAGAUAUGCGCGACGGUGUUCUUCUCGUACGUGCUGGCGCUGCCCCUGACGCUGCUGGUGGAGUGGCCCGUGAUGAGGACCAUCUCCCUGCUGGUGUAGCUCCAACCCGCACUGAAAAGACUCACAGCCUGUUCCGCGAUCAUACCAAGUAUCAGAUUCUAUGCAUAUUUCGUCUCCUGAAGAGGACCGAGCGAGCAAGUACUGUGGGGCCUACGAAAGGGACGCGGUGCUCGUCGCGGCGAAACGAAGCCGCCACGAAGAGCUCGUGUUCCACUGGGGCCGGGUAUAUUGGCGACUGGCUGGA